This is a messenger RNA of Archocentrus centrarchus (flier cichlid), 1573 nucleotides long. RefSeq names its product coiled-coil domain containing 36 (gene ccdc36). Gene Ontology annotation, cellular component: condensed nuclear chromosome. The record is from RefSeq and is a predicted model, not a curated record. Gene Ontology annotation, biological process: DNA recombination; homologous chromosome pairing at meiosis; meiotic DNA double-strand break formation. Lineage: Eukaryota; Metazoa; Chordata; Actinopteri; Cichliformes; Cichlidae. The coding region runs from base 166 to 1401 and encodes 411 amino acids. The transcript is spliced from 8 exons.
CGUCCUGAUGGCGGGAGAUAUAAAUACUGUCCAGUCAAUUUUCGAUAGCUAUAACUAUUAAUAAUCACAUCUGUAAGAAAUGCGUUAAUUUAAAAAUAUAUAAUAGUGCUGAUUAUUACUGAUAUCGCAUCUGGACACAAAGUUAAAAAGAAUAACCGAAGAACAAUGAAUCAUAUAAGGAAUAUAAAGGAAAGGCUGAACAUCCCAACUGGAAGCAGAAAUGCGGCUACUAGCGGCUACUCCAGUUUAAUAGACUCUCAGCUCUUCUUUGGGUCUCAGUUUUGGCUGGAAAAUUCUCAGGGCCUGUCUCAGGAUAUGAGUGUGUCAUCCAGGAAUUCCCAGCAAAGUUCACAAGAGGGGAGUGGCCCAAAGUUUUCAAGUAGUUAUCAAACUAAACCUCUUCUCUUUGGAGACUUCAAGGACAAAACCAGUACUUCAGGUAUACUGGAUAAAUUUGAAGAGGACAAGAAAAAGGCAAAAGAAAAAAAUGACAGUGAUCACUUUGCCAAAGAAUGCCAGCAUAUCAGAGAAACACUUAGAAAUAUUCAACAGUUUGUUGCCGGCACUGAGAGAAAUGCAGCUGUGAGCCAAAUAGUCUCUGAAAAAAUUGACAAUUUCACAUCAACAAUACAAAAUCAUUUGGACCAUCUUCAGGGCCACAUCUCCCAGCAGUUUAAGUCUUUGAAUGGAGACAUUCUAGCAGAGCUUGACUCACAUCUGCAAAGCAUAAAAAGUAGCCUGGAGGGACUGAGGGAGGAGCAGGGAAGACAAGGGCACAUGCUCGAAGAGGUCCUGAAGCUGCUCAGCACUUUAGUCUCAGAGCAUUCAGCCAAACCCCACACUGAGGGAGUGAUGGACAGCGCCAUCCAGACAUCACCAGCACCGGAGGCAUCAGUGUCCAGCAUCCUGCACGACAACAAGCUUGAAGGCACGCAGCUCACUAGUGCAUCAUACAACCUUGAAGAAAAUCAGGGUGAAGUUCCCCGUCAGGAUCGCAGCCACCUUGCUGGAAACCGGAAAUUCACUCCAAGACCACAAAACAGGCUCAAAAAGAGACCGCUGGUUCUCUCACAGAGGAGUAUGCAUGCUGCCUCAGAUGAAAACCGUCGACCUCCCAUGAACUAUAACAAACAGCAGAAAUCUAAGAGCUGUGAUGUGAGCAUGAUGAGCAGUAAGGGCAGUGUCAAUCCAGGCAGUCUGAUGCCACUUGACAAGGAGACCAGAUCCUGUGAAGCUGCAGGUUGUUUCAUCACCCCUCUGAGCUGCUGGUCUCAGGACAGCGGCAGCUCUGUGUGCCUCGCAGAAAUAGAACCCAUCUUAGAGAAGCUGUCAGCUGAGCAGGGGUCUCCAAUAAACCCAGGAGGCUUCUGGCAGCUGUUUGAUUCUGAAUCAGACCUUUAAAGAAGGUGCCAGAAUAAUUUCCUUUAAUUACUGUCAGAGCAUAGAGGAUAAAAGACAAAAGUGUGCAUCUGUAUUUAUUACUUGUAUUUAUUAGUUCUGACCUGUGUUCUACUGGAAAUGUGUUCCUUUCUGUCUUUGUGAAAGAGCUGUAAAGACAAAUUAAGCACUGUGU